AACAGCGCUCCAUAAACAUUAUGGAGCAAGUUUGCAAGUUAUUUACGACGAAUUUUUCAUUUUCAAAGUUCGUAAGGGAUAGAAACAGGAUGCCUCCUAAAAGAAAAAUGUUGUAUACCUGGGAAAAUAUGGAACGAGCAAUUGACGCAGCCAGAAGAGGUUUGUCCCUGCGAAAAGCAGCCAGGGAAUUCAAAGUGCCGUACGAGACUUUAAGGGACCGGUGUAAUCGGAAACAUUCUCCAGGAGCAAAGCCUGGUCGGACUACUGUUUUGUCAACUGAAGAUGAAAAUAAAAAAGUAAAAUGGGUGGACUCAGUAGCUCGCGUUGGAUUUCCCGUCAGCAUAAACCAACUACGAGUCAGUGUGGCGCAAUAUGUAAAACUUACAAAAAUCGCGACACCAUUCAAACAAAAUAUCCCCGGCAAAAAAUGGAUGAUGCUUUUCAGAAAGAGACACCCCGGCAUUACAGCACGGAAACCAAGUCUUUUGGCCAAGUAUCGAGCAUCUUUAACGGAGACACAAAUAAAAAAUUGGUUUAAGGAGAUAUUGAACUUUCUGAAAGACAAGCAACUGCGUCAUAUCCUCCAGUGCCCAAAUAGGAUCUUCAAUUUGGACGAAUCGUCAUUUGAGCUUGUUGUCCGAAAAGGAAAAUUUAUUGCGUCUAAAGAAAUUCGUCAUUUGCAUUCAGUUUUUGCAAACAGAGAAAAGGAAUCAUAUACCGGACUCUUUACAGCAAAUGCCGAAGGUACAGUACUUCCUCCACAUCUUCUCUCCUACAAAAGUAGGAUACCGGGCGAAAUUAUUCGGUCAGCGUUACCAAACUGGGGAAUUGGAAAACCGCAAAACCGCUAG
Uranotaenia lowii is the source of this 851-nucleotide messenger RNA. RefSeq lists its product as uncharacterized. Lineage: Eukaryota; Metazoa; Arthropoda; Insecta; Diptera; Culicidae. Gene Ontology annotation, cellular component: nucleus. The record is from RefSeq and is a predicted model, not a curated record. Gene Ontology annotation, molecular function: DNA binding.